CUCUCUAUCUUCCACACUCACUGAGGGGAAAUAGUGCGCUCAAAUGAAGUGGGGGGGGGUUGUUGCUCAGAUGUGGAUUAAAACGCAUAUACAUGGCCCAGAAAAGCAGCUGCUGAGAGAAACGAAUCCCCGGAACUGAAGAAAAAAAAAAAGCCAUCCUUGACCUACUCUGAAGAUAAAUAUUCAAUUCAAUCCAUGCAGUGGACUCGGGGAAAAUUAUACCUGAACAAUAUGCGGGCCCUCAGAAAAGAUCAACAGUGGACCAUGUGAUACUCGACCUUCAUGAAGAGGAACUGGAACGCACUCCAGGAGAUGUCAAACUUGAUCUGAAGUCGCUCUGGAGAGGGGACACGGAGCUCUUAAUUCAGCCGUUGCCGUUCACGUGCUGUUUAACAAUACUCAGCCGUCAUGGACCAACGGUGAAGGAGGAGCGGCGUCAGCGGUAGAUCCCAAGCAUCUCACCAUGGAUGUGAAGGAGACUGUCUCCGCCAAGAAGCAUCUGUGAACCGGGGGAGGGGGGACGCCGACGACCGAGAGUGAGGACGGAGGACGGAGGACGAGCUAGUGUUUUGCUAUGUCCAUGGUUGCAUCCGCUGCGAGCUGGACUUAGGGACACAGCAGUGGAGGAUGUCAGCGGAGGCGGAGCUCCAUCCAGGGGUGAAAACCAGCCAGCGAAAGGAGUCCAGGAGGAUCAGGGGUCAGGACCGUAGCGAGACGGGGCUUAUUAAGCGUUUCCGCGGUGAUGGUGUGCGGUACAAAGCCAAGCUGAUCGGGAUUGAUGAGGUGACGGCGGCGCGCGGGGACAAGCUGUGCCAGGACUCCAUGAUGAAGCUGAAGGGAGUGGCUUCUUCGGCUCGUUCCAAAGGGGAGCACAAGCAGAGGGUCUUCUUGACAGUCUCCUUUGGUGGGAUCAAGAUCUUCUGUGAAAGAUCAGGGGUUCUCCUACAUCACCACUCGGUCCAUGAAAUAAGUUACAUUGCCAAGGACACCAGAGACCACCGGGCUUUCGGCUACGUCUGCGGGAAGGAGGGCCACCACAGGUUUGUGGCCAUCAAGACGUCGCAGUCGGCCGAGCCGCUCAUCAUCGACCUUCGCGACCUGUUCACGCUCAUCUACGACAUAAAACAGCGCGAGGAGCUGGAGAAGAAGGCUCAGAAGGACAAGCAGUGUGAGCAGGCGGUUUACCAGACCAUCCUGGAGGAUGAAGUUGAUGACCCAGUUUACCAGAAUAUCAACCACAUUGAUCUGUUUGGUGACAUGUCCACUCCUCCUUCGAUGCCUCCGUCUCCUGCCAACACGUUGGACCCAAGCAGGAGCAGCCGCCAGCAGCAACAAAAUCCCGCUGAUUUGUACGCUCCUUUCAGUCCUACUUCUGUGCCAUCAGGUUACAUGACCAUGGGCCCAGUGCAGGCGGCCCAGUGGGCGCAGCAGCCAUAUUCUGCUCAGGCACAGACUCUGGCCUUCCCUGUGCAGGGACCACUCCAGGUGGCUCAGGUCCUCCCCGGUGGUCAGCCACUCAUCUGGAGCCAGGCCAACAUUUUCCCCGCCACUCAGCAGCAAUGGGCAGCCAUGGCGGCAUACAUGCCAGCCCAGACAGUAGGCGUGGGGGGCCACGCCAUCCCAGCUGCCAUGCUGCAGGGCCUGGUUCCCAUCACCGCCAUGUGUCCCCAAGGCUGCGACCUGUCGGCCCCGUCCUCAGCAAUCGCCAGCCCCCAGCACGCGGCCGACCCGGGCCUCAUCCAGAGGCACUUGAAUCUGUGCAGAGAAGGGCUGGGAGUAGACGUAGACGUAGACGCAGACGAGGGUCCCUCCACGUCGGGGGCCGGAGCGGCAGCAUCAGCGGCGGCGAGCAGGUGUGGAACCCCGGGCCUCGUAAAUGUACCGGACACGCUGGCGUGCAUUCAGCAGCUGCUGCCGCCGCCGCCGCCUUCGUCCGCUGCGGCACAGGAAGAGGAGGGGAGCUGCAGUGACCUUGAUCUCUCGAGGAUGACCUUGAGCCCGGGUACAUCCACGUCGCCAUCAACUGAAUCCCCAUCUACCCCAGCCCCUCAUCAAAGCUGUUCGUCUGACUGCCCACCGUCUCAGACCAGUGACCUCACAACAGACCACUCUCCUGUAGAUCCGGAGGACAACCCCAGCGGCACCAAGGAGAUCCCUCUUGAACAAGGUGAAUCGGCGGAUCCAGAUCUGACCCAGAAUCAGGAUUGUCCACAGGAUGACAGCUAGAGAACAACAGCCUGCAUGAUGGGAAUGUCUAAGGCCAUGACGGGAGAUGGAAUAAACACGGAGGAGAAAUAGCAAGAAGAUGAGGAGGAGGAAGAGGCUACAAUAGUGAGUGUGACCAGAUGAAUUAGGCAGACGUGUUCUGUUUCUACAACCUUUAAAGGAUAUUUUGGCAGGUCUGAAAUAAGCAGCUUUUCCUAGGAGUCCUCGCAAUUGUACUGUACUGCACUGUACUGUUCUUCUCAGCAU
Cynoglossus semilaevis (tongue sole) is the source of this 2472-nucleotide messenger RNA. RefSeq names its product disabled homolog 1-like. The coding region runs from base 628 to 2226 and encodes 532 amino acids. Gene Ontology annotation, cellular component: cytoplasm; intracellular membrane-bounded organelle. NCBI's taxonomy places the organism in Eukaryota, Metazoa, Chordata, Actinopteri, Pleuronectiformes, Cynoglossidae. The transcript is spliced from 13 exons. Gene Ontology annotation, biological process: neuron migration. The record is from RefSeq and is a predicted model, not a curated record.